UUUUUUACAUAACAAGAAGAAGAAGACGACUCAUCGACCCCACCAAACCGGGAUCUGAAGAUUUAAUUGCAUUUUGACCGAAUAUAAUGGCCAGCACACAGUCCAACGAUGCCUGCAGCAUAUGCGACAAAGUGGGCCUAAAGCCCUUCACCCGGGAGAAUGUGUUCAACUACUACAUACCGCUGCACGGAAUAGUGAGCUACGGAGCCCUAGCGGUGAAUGUUAUGAACCCCCAGAUCGUACCCAAGAUCCUGCCUAAAAAGGACCUGACAAACGUCUUUUUAAUCUCGGCGGUAGUGGGCAGUGCCUUCUACAUCUACGGCAGACCCCACUUAAAAGACGUGAAGAACAACAAGCGGGGAGCUUACGCCCUUUUGGGAGCCACCCUGUUCUCUAUGGGAUCCGUUCUGGCCUGGGCGCUAAUCAAGUCCGCAUUGCCGCAAGAUAACGCCCUGCUGGCGACCCUGGCAGGACUGGGAACAGGAGCCGCCAUCGUCAAGGUCGGCACCGAUUACAUUCAGGACGUGGACAAGCUGCAGAAGAACUAGAUGAUCUAAUCGAUGGAACUGAAGUAUCCGAACCCAAACCGGGUUCGUACUGUAAUUGCUGUCUUGGCCGUACAUAGCUCGUAAUGCAAUAUUAUCUCCCGCAUAUUUGAAUAAAAUUAUACAAUAAACCCGA
Molecule: messenger RNA, 681 nt
Organism: Drosophila eugracilis
Lineage: Eukaryota; Metazoa; Arthropoda; Insecta; Diptera; Drosophilidae
Exons: 1
Coding region: 87-548 (153 amino acids)
Source: RefSeq, a predicted model, not a curated record